Messenger RNA from Schizosaccharomyces octosporus yFS286, 793 nucleotides. RefSeq names its product DNA-directed RNA polymerase III complex subunit Rpc11. The record is from RefSeq and is a predicted model, not a curated record. Gene Ontology annotation, cellular component: RNA polymerase III complex. The transcript has a single exon. Lineage: Eukaryota; Fungi; Ascomycota; Schizosaccharomycetes; Schizosaccharomycetales; Schizosaccharomycetaceae. Gene Ontology annotation, biological process: DNA-templated transcription; termination of RNA polymerase III transcription. Bases 101 to 430 code for a protein of 109 amino acids. Gene Ontology annotation, molecular function: DNA-directed RNA polymerase activity; zinc ion binding; nucleic acid binding.
GAAAGAGUAUUGCUCAAAGAAAGAAAAUUGUAGAAAAGAACGUCGGAAGUUAGGAAAGAACAAAUUUAGAACACCUUGGUAAAAAGCCUAUAGAGAAAGAAUGCAAUUUUGCCCAACCUGCGGAAAUCAUCUUGUGAUAGCCAUUGACGAAGAAGGUCGUAAUGCAUUUGACUGUAAAACAUGCCCUUAUCAAUUUCCUAUUUCAGCUUUGCUUUACAGCAGACAUGAAUUUCCACAAAAGAAAAUUGAUGAUGUGUUAGGAGGUGAUGAAGCAUUCGAAUCGAAUCAACAAACAGAAGUGGCAUGCGAUAAUAGCAAAUGUGACAAUAAUCGUGCUUACUUCUUCCAACUUCAAAUUCGAAGUGCUGAUGAGCCAAUGAGUACUUUUUACCGCUGUACCAAGUGCAAGUUCCAAUGGCGUGAAAAUUAAAAGGUUUUAUAUUUUGGGGUUUUUAUAGAGUAUUUUUGCUACAGGAUAUUGUUUUAAACAUAUACGUGAAAGUCAAAAUGAGUGUUUUCUUUUCGUUUUUUGUCUUUGAUUAAUUCCAUGGAUUGAUACCUUUGUUUAAUGAGUUUUCUAAAGACUUAAACGCUCUCUGAGUUAAUAAUAAUAAAAAGCACAAAGGCCUUUAAGCUGAAAGGAAUUAUUUUAUGUCAUUUCAUCAAAAAUCGUUCUAGUAACUAAAAAGAAUAAAUGUCAAACAAUAAUUAUAGGAUCAGGAUAUCAAUGAGUUUGAACGGUGGUCCGUCUUUUUAUCUAUGCAUGAAUGGUGUGUGUAAACAGCGAUUCUAG